Cladophialophora yegresii CBS 114405 is the source of this 1191-nucleotide messenger RNA. RefSeq names its product CMGC/GSK protein kinase. The coding region runs from base 1 to 1191 and encodes 396 amino acids. Lineage: Eukaryota; Fungi; Ascomycota; Eurotiomycetes; Chaetothyriales; Herpotrichiellaceae. Gene Ontology annotation, biological process: protein phosphorylation; signal transduction. The transcript is spliced from 6 exons. The record is from RefSeq and is a predicted model, not a curated record. Gene Ontology annotation, molecular function: ATP binding; protein serine/threonine kinase activity; protein serine/threonine/tyrosine kinase activity. Gene Ontology annotation, cellular component: cytoplasm.
AUGUCGCAAAAUAGGCCCGGUGGAGUUUUCUCUGGCUUGCGCAUGGGUGAGGUGGUGCGCGAGAAGGUGCAGGAUGGCCUCACCGGAGAGACAAGAGAGAUGCAAUACACUCAGUGCAAGAUUGUCGGCAAUGGCUCCUUCGGCGUAGUUUUCCAAACAAAGCUGUCGCCUAGCGGAGAGGAUGCUGCAAUCAAGCGUGUUCUUCAGGACAAGCGGUUCAAGAAUCGUGAGUUGCAGAUCAUGCGCAUAGUCCGGCACCCCAAUAUCGUAGAGUUGAAAGCUUUCUAUUACUCCAAUGGCGAGCGGAAGGAUGAAGUCUACCUCAACCUCGUGCUCGAGUACGUCCCGGAGACCGUUUAUAGGGCCUCUCGAUACUUCAACAAGAUGAAGACUACCAUGCCUAUCCUCGAAGUCAAGCUCUACAUCUACCAACUGUUCCGGUCGCUGGCCUACAUUCACUCGCAGGGGAUCUGUCAUCGAGAUAUCAAGCCACAGAACCUGUUGCUCGAUCCAGCGACCGGAGUUCUUAAGCUGUGCGACUUUGGAAGUGCAAAGAUUCUGGUUGAGAAUGAGCCAAAUGUCUCGUACAUCUGCUCACGAUACUACCGUGCCCCGGAAUUGAUCUUUGGUGCUACAAAUUACACCACCAAGAUUGAUGUCUGGUCAACUGGCUGUGUCAUGGCCGAGUUGAUGUUGGGUCAGCCUCUCUUCCCUGGUGAGUCGGGCAUUGAUCAGCUUGUGGAGAUCAUCAAAGUGCUCGGUACACCGACCAGAGACCAAAUCCGAACGAUGAAUCCGAACUACAUGGAGCACAAAUUCCCGCAGAUCAAACCCCAUCCGUUCAACAAGGUGUUCAGAAAAGCAUCCCCCGACGCGAUUGAGCUGAUUUCAGCCCUACUGGAAUACACUCCAACUCAGCGACUGUCUGCAAUUGACGCAAUGUGCCAGCCGUUCUUCGAUGAGUUGAGAGAUCCCAACACUCGCUUUCCUGACUCGCGCCAUGCUGGUGGUGCUUCUCGUGAGCUCCCAGCCCUCUUCGACUUCUCUAGACAUGUAGAGCUUUCGAUUGCGACUCACCUCAACAACAAGCUUGUUCCGCCACACGCACGACCGCUUCUCGCUGCGCGAGGACUUGACUUGGACAAUUUCACACCCCUUACGAAGGACGAGAUGAUGGCAAGACUUGAUUGA